AUGGACGCUGAAGCUGCCCGGUUAGUGGGAGGCAGCGACGGUCGCGGCGCGGCGGUUGGCGAUCGCAGCGGCGUGUCGGAUGUGCGCGUCUUCCCCCGCCUGCCGCCCCGCGCCGCCAGCCCCACGGCAGACGGCGGGGCUGCCGGCAGGGGCGCCUCUGCGCCGGCGUGCGGCCCCGCGCUGGUGUGGUUCCGCAACGACCUGCGGCUGGAGGACCAUGCAGCGCUGUCGGCCGCAAACGCGGCGGCGACGGCGGUGGUGCCUGUGUUUUGCUUCGACCCGCGAGAGCACGGGCAGGGCACCGCCGGCUGUGAGCGGUCCGGCCCCGCGCGCGCGGCGUUUGUGUGCGGGGCGCUGCGCGACCUGCGUAUGGCGCUGCGGGCCCGCGGGAGCGACCUGAUCGUGCGCGUGGGACUGCCAGAGGAGGUACUGCCGCAGCUGGCCGCAUCGGUGGGCGCGGCCCAUGUCUACUGCCACGGCGAGGCGACCGACGCCGAGCGGCGCGCAGAGGCAGCUGUGGCGGCAGCGCUGCAGCGUCGCGGUGCGGCGCUGGAGGUGCUGUGGGGCGGCACACUGCUGCACCCAGAGGACUUCCCCUUCAAGCUGGGCGCCCUGUUCAGGGCCGGCGCCACCCCGAGCUUUGCUGAGUUUAGGGAGCGCGUGGGCGGCGGUGGCAGAGACGGGCGCGGCGGCAGAAAGGCCGCGCGUUUGGUGGCGGUGCGGGCGCCCCUGGAAGCGCCGCAGUUUUUCAAGGGCUUCCCGGCGGGCUGUGGCAUCACCCCUGGCGAGCUGCCUACCCUGCAGCAGUUGGGCUUUAUUGGCGAAGGUCUCGUCGCAGCGGCGGGGGCAGCACCGGCCAUGGGUGCUGGCCUCAGCAGCAGCGAACAGCGUGUGCUGGAGCGUAUGCGGGGGUUUGACACCGGGCACGGCCGCGGCCCGGCCGCACACGAGCCGCUGACGCAGGCCUUUGUGACCAAGGCCUGGCCCUGGCUGGCGGUCGGCUGCGUCUCGCCACGAACCCUGUACCAUGCGUUUGCCAACCACGAGCGCAGCCAGCACAAUGGCGCCAGACCCGGGCCCGAGCGGCGCCGGAAGCAUGCGCAGGAGGGCGAUUGCGGCGCGUCAUGGCUGAUGUUUGAGUUGUUGUGGCGGGACUUUUUCAGGUUUGCCCUGGCAGCAGCAUGA
Monoraphidium neglectum is the source of this 1185-nucleotide messenger RNA. RefSeq lists its product as hypothetical. Lineage: Eukaryota; Viridiplantae; Chlorophyta; Chlorophyceae; Sphaeropleales; Selenastraceae. Gene Ontology annotation, biological process: photoreactive repair. The transcript is spliced from 8 exons. The coding region runs from base 1 to 1185 and encodes 394 amino acids. The record is from RefSeq and is a predicted model, not a curated record. Gene Ontology annotation, molecular function: DNA binding; FAD binding.